Messenger RNA from Anoplopoma fimbria (sablefish), 5018 nucleotides. Its product is annotated as rab-like protein 6. Gene Ontology annotation, molecular function: GTP binding. Lineage: Eukaryota; Metazoa; Chordata; Actinopteri; Perciformes; Anoplopomatidae. The record is from RefSeq and is a predicted model, not a curated record. Gene Ontology annotation, cellular component: cytosol; nucleus.
GACGCACCGUCAAGAUGUUUUCAGCGCUCAAGAAGCUGGUGGGGUCCGAGCCAGGGCAGUUCCGGGACAAGAACAUUCCAGCUGGCCUGCAGUCCAUGAACCAAAGUUUGCAGAGACGCUUCGCCAAAGGUGUCCAGUAUAACAUGAAAAUAGUCAUCCGGGGUGACAGAAACACCGGAAAGAGUACUUUAUGGCAUCGACUGCAGGGCAAGAAGUUUGUGGAGGAGUACCUGCCCACUCAGGAGAUCCAAGCCACGAGCAUCCAUUGGAAUUAUAAAACUACUGAUGAUGUGGUCAAGGUAGAGGUGUGGGACGUUGUAGACAAAGGCAAAGGCAAGAAGCGCGGAGAGAAUUUAAAAAUGGAGAAUGAGCCUCAAGAGUCUGAUGAGGUGGCCCUGGAUGCAGAGUUCCUGGAUGUGUACAAGAACUGUAAUGGAGUCAUCAUGAUGUUUGACAUCACCAAGCAGUGGACUUUUAACUACAUCCUGAGGGAGCUGCCCAAAGUACCCACCCACGUGCCGGUGUGCGUGUUGGGCAACCACAGGGACAUGGGCGAGCACCGCGUCAUCCUCCCCGACGAUAUCAGAGACCUAAUCGCUGGACUGAACAGACCAAUGGGAGCGUCUUACAUCCACUAUGCAGAGUCCUCAAUGAAGAAUGGGUUUGGUCUGAAAUAUCUGCACAGGUUUUUCAACAUCCCCUUCCUGCAGCUACAGAGAGAGACCCUCCUGAGGCAGCUGGAGACAAACCAGCUGGACAUGGAUGCCACCCUGGAGGAGCUCUGUGUCCAGCAGGAGACUGAAGAUCAGAACUAUGAGAUUUUCCUGGAGAACUUGGAGACUCGCAGUAAGGGCUUCGGCUCUCCUGGUCCCGCUAACGGUCAGAGUCCUGACUCGGGCUCCCAGUCCCCCAUCGUCCCUCCCAGCGGGGCGUCCACGGGCAGCUCCAGUCCCAGCACCCCUCAGCCCCCCGCACCCUCCCAGGUUCUCCCGCAGUCUCCCACUGUGUCUGCCUCCUCCCCUCCACCACCACCUCCGACGACGGCCGUCAGCGCAGCCAGUUCCCCCGCCAUUGAGUCGAAGCCGCCUGCCCAGUCGCCCGAGCACCUUCAGUCCUCGGCCGCACCGGGAGGGUCGGCAACCCAGAAACGCGGCUUCAUGUCCCGCUGGUUUGGAUCAUCUCCAGCCUCGGAGGCUCCUGCUUCGGCGCCAGACGACCCGCCCGCAUCAGUGUGUCCCACUAAGGUUCAGAGUCUGGAUGACUUUGUGCCAGAUGAGAGGCUGGAUAGAAGCUUCCUGGAGGACAGCCUGCCCUCCAAGACCAAGGUGCCUCCGCCUGCUCUGGCUGUGGACAGCGACAGUGACGGCGAAGACAGAGGAAACCCCAUGGUGUCUGGUUUCCAGGAUGAGCUGGAUCUCGACGACACAGAGCCCAGCCUUCCCCAACCUAAGACCCUGCCCCCCAGCAAAGACUUCACUCUGACCAGUGACGAGGACGAGGGGGUUCCAGAGGCCCCCAUCACACAGAACCAAGACCUGGACAGUGAACCUGAGCUGAAAGCGCCCGUGAUCCACAUCACAAAACCAAAGGCAGCUUCUAAAGCCCCGGAGCUCAGAGGCCAGAGCGCAGCGCCCAUCUCCCUCACUUUAACCCCAGCAGCAGAGCAGCUGCCCCGACACCAAGGCAAGAAGAAGGGAAGUCCGACCAGAACUGAGGACUCUGAUACAGACCCCGAGACCCCUGUGGCUCAUCAGAUGCUCUCGUAUGUCAUGGAUGACCCGGACUUUGAGUCGGAAGCGCCGGACACACCGAAAAUAACAAAGGACAUAUUUCCAGUCAGAGACGAGCUUCUGUCCGACCUCUCUGACGACGACAUGCAGUUAGCCAAGGUGCCAGAACCCCUGAAGCCCACCCUGAUCUCCUUCAAACACAAGGACGACACCGACCUGUUUGGACUCGGCAUCCAAGAAGAGGCUCCCGCAGCCAAGGAGAGCAGCGAGGAGCAGGAAGACAAAGAAAGCAAACACUCCUCCAAAGACAAGAAGAAAAAGAAGAAGAAGAGCAAAGAGGAAGACGAGAAGAACAAGAAGAAACACAAACACAAGAAAAAGGAGAAGGACGAAGUCGCAGCGGGAGACGAGAAAGACAAAAAGAAGAAGAAGUCCCGGACCAAGAAAACAGAAGUGGACGAGCUGGAGGACUUUCUGGGCGGAGGAGCGGCGUCGAUCAAAAGAGAUGACGGUGAUUAUGAAGAACUAUAAAAAAAAAAACAACAACAAAAAAAGCCUCCUGGUUCCUUGACUUGUAAGAGCAUAAAGCAUCUCCAAGCCAUACGCAAUACGCAAGGCUACCAACAACACCCAGGUAAAAUCACUAAGACUCUGGUACCUGUAUGUUCCUUCUGAUCGAUUUCCCCACCUGCACUACUGCUGUCACUUCCAUUCCAGCCGACAGGAAACGGCGAGGAGACCCGCGUGUGUGCUGUAGUGAGUCGUGACAUUACAUAUUUUGAUGAUUGGUGUGUUGUCACAGAUCGGCUCUUUGUACUUUGACACAGUUGAAUAUGUUGGCUGAACAUUUUUUUCUCUGAUUUGAUACAUUUGAUCCACUCCAAAUCUGCUACUGUAAAUAGGGUCCCCGUUUUGUUCUGAAUUAGUUUGUGUGGUGUAAUAAUGGAGAGCAUGCUUAAAGUGACGAGUGACUCUUUAGAGACUCCAUCGUGUUCUGUCUUUCUCUUUCUUUCCUACUUGUCGGAUUAAGCGCUCAAUGGCAGAUUUUGUCUAAUGUCUCUAAAUAUAAACACUGAGAAAGAAUUCAGAUUGAGUUGAUUUCAGAAUUUUGCCCAUCAAAUGAGUUUCCCUUCUUCACUCUUGGCGUACCUCCACACUAAACCGGCUACAUUUGAAAACAUUUUUGCUUUGUUUUGGCCUCCAUCCACACUAACAGGCGUGACUAAUGCAUGACACAAAAAUGCGAACGAUUUCAUAGUGAGCAGAAAGACCAACUCCCAGGAUCCUCUAAACCCAGAGCAGCAUCUGUCUGUCUGUCUGUCUGAGGCCACCUGUAGUAUAGCCUUAGAUACUGUAAGCGAGUUUAUUGAGUUUAUUUUUAGUUGUGCUCUUGAGUGAAUUUGAGUUCCCACUGGAAAACCGUUACGCAGUGUAUAUGUCUAGGGCUUUUAUUGUGAAAGGUGUUUGUCCCAGCAGAUGUAGACUGUGUGCAGCACAGUUCUGUUGUUUGCUGGUGAAAAGAGGAAAAAAGAAGAUGCGCUAUUGGGAGCCAUAUUUAGCAUUGGACAGGACAGUUGCACUCCUCAUCACUUGUAGUGUGUCGAAGUGGAAGACGUAUUACUUUUUCAGGACACUGUGGGGAAUCUGGGACGCCUCACUGUCCCGAACUCACUGUUUGAAAACCCGUUUGAUGUUGGGACAUUGAGUAAGUCUGUUUACUGUAGUCCGUCAAGUCAUAGCAAGAAUGUAUGACUCUGAAAAAGUGCAAUUGUAUGUUGUUGUUUUUUUUCACAGCAUUUAAAAAAAUAAUAAAUAAAUAAAUGAGCCGGCUUAGUGUGGACAUAGUUUGGAUGUGACCUAGGCCUGGCAAACUCUCACGCAUUUCAAUACGAUGGGCGAUAUAAAGGUCAGCAAAUAUGAUCCAGGUCAUGUCCAUGUAUUAUAAUAAUAUAUUGAAAAAAUUAUCAAAAUCUUGUCCAUAUAUUGUACAAGGAGUGGAUAACGUAAAAAUGAUCGUGGUCAUGUUCAUGUAUCUUAUUUCCUGAAUUCAUCCACUGGUCAGUUAACUGGUCCCAGACAAAUUAACUUAAAGGCCACUUUUUCUCCGCUCCACCCUGAAGGCUACACUCAAAUUGUCCUCAUGUUUUCUGCAAUUUGCCUUAACGGAGGUUUAACUACUAAGGGAAUGACGUACCGCCGCCCUUAUGAACCGUUUUUAUAAGUGUUCUUACUGUAAAGUGUUGGCUCGCCUUUUAUCAGUUAAAACAGUCUCCCUCCUCUCUGAAGCCUGUUGUCAGAUUGCAGUGAAUCAGUUCAUCUGUUUUGUCUUUUUGAUUUUGUUUGAUUCUCAUUGGAACGGCAAAAACAUCAUCCUGCUAAGAGAGUAUUGUGGAGUUGAGUUAAUAUUUCUCUGUAAGUGACUUUUCCCAAGAUGUCCCCGUUGUUUUAUCCUCGUGUUAUUUAUUGCUUCUGUUUUUGUUUUGGUGCAAGAAAAAACGUCAGGAUUUAUUUUGCGUGAGUUUGUGCUGAUGCCGUCCUCAACGGUCAAAAAACACUUGCAGCUUUCUACGAUCACAGCUGUUCAUAUCUCCUAUGAACACACUAAUGGUUCACUUCCACUGCUUUUAAAGACAUGAACUACAGUUAACUGUACCUGCUUUAACAACAGUUAGUAUCUUCCAUAAAUCCCCACAUUUUUAUCUAAUAAACAAUACGGACGUGUAUUUUUUAGACUCCACAGAUUUCAUACCAUCUCCUAUUCAUAUGUGGUUUACAAAGAAAUUAUGUUUGAUACUCCAAAGUUGAAACUAUGCAGCAUUGAUCCUGAAUACUGUGUGCUUUUUUUCUUUUUUCCUUUUCUUUUUUUUUUUUUUGUCUUUUGUCAUGUGAUUGAGGAUAAAUGCUGAAAGCGCAGUUUCAAGUAGAGCAUGAGACUUAAAUGUACAGAAAGAAAAGAAUGUAUAAAGUAUAUAAAUAAUAUCCAUAUAUCUGAAGAGGUUUGUUCCCAAAAUGAUACAUACACUUCGUGAGGAAACCAAGUGACUGAAAUGCUAUAAAAUGAUGGAACAAUGAAAGAUCCAACAGGGUGAAAAAAGUCCUGCUGCACGAAGGAAUAACGACGAGAAUGGAUAUGUACUUCCAGGUAUUUUUUAUUUCCGAGUGGAUGUAUGACAUUUUGGAACGAAACCCUUCAUUUAUUUUUCACCCCAUGACAUGUCCCAUCUUUACACUGUGUGAGUUUGCCUAUGUUUGGUUUGUCCAAUAAAUGCAAACUUAUUUCUUCAUAAA